GUUCAUUGCCUCAGAAACAAUAAAUUGGUAAAGCAAUGAAACCCUUUGUAAAACGUUUAUCACUCAUCAUUUUCAUUCCUCUCAUUCUCUCACUCUUGUUUCUGAUUUUUAUUCAAAAGGAAACGUCUAUGGCAGCCUAUGAAGUAUUUGGAGUGAAGAUUGAGAAGAAUCCAUCAAAAUCCAAACUCAAUGAACUUGGUGUUUCAUCUUGGCCUAAGUGGGAAGGUGGUCCGUUAAAAAUUCCAUGGUCCUUUGAAAAUGAAGAAACAAUGUAUCUACUUGAAGGAAAAGUGAAGGUCACAGUUGAAGAAUCAGUUGGAUCCUUUGAAAUUGGAGGUGGUGAUUUAGUUGUUUUUCCUAAAGGAAUGAACAUUACAUGGGAUGUAACUGAACCUGUCAAGAAGCACUAUAGCUUGAAAAAAGAAUGACCCUAUAAUAACCCUUGUGGUCUAAUUGGUAAUUAUGCUAUGUAUGAAUUUGAUUAAGUGAUUAUCAAACACUAUGCAACUAAGCCUUCACUUCCAUUGGAUUAUACCUUUGAUAGGAAGUAGUAAUUUGCAAUCAGUAUGUUUAUGGUGAUUAUGGAUAUUUGAAUUGGUACUCCAACUAUGCUAAUAUAUUUAAAUUGAAUGAUCA
Molecule: messenger RNA, 636 nt
Organism: Vicia villosa (hairy vetch)
Lineage: Eukaryota; Viridiplantae; Streptophyta; Magnoliopsida; Fabales; Fabaceae
Exons: 2
Coding region: 36-428 (130 amino acids)
Source: RefSeq, a predicted model, not a curated record